Pseudophryne corroboree (corroboree frog) is the source of this 2355-nucleotide messenger RNA. RefSeq names its product BTG anti-proliferation factor 1 (gene BTG1). The transcript is spliced from 2 exons. The record is from RefSeq and is a predicted model, not a curated record. Bases 286 to 792 code for a protein of 168 amino acids. Gene Ontology annotation, cellular component: nucleus; cytoplasm. NCBI's taxonomy places the organism in Eukaryota, Metazoa, Chordata, Amphibia, Anura, Myobatrachidae. Gene Ontology annotation, biological process: negative regulation of mitotic cell cycle; negative regulation of cell population proliferation.
CUAGCGGAGAGCACUUUGCCUCCGGGAAGUGGUUGUAGAGACUGUGUGUGUGAAUGUGAGCGGUGUCCUCCUGCCCGAGGGAUGGUAAGCAGGGAGCGGCGCUUGUACACACCCCGGGCUCCCCGUGUAUCUCCGGACAUGUCACGGGCUUUGUCUCGUCUCUAAUAAAAACACAUAAAAAAAAAAAAAAAAGUGAAAAAUAAGAACAAAAAAAUCGUAACAUAAGAAACCGGAGAGCAGCCGGAUACCGCCGGUGGGAGCCGCCCGCCUGAGCCCGCAGCCUCCAUGCAUACCCACUACAACCGCGCCAGCAUGAAGCCAGAGAUCAUCGCAGCCGUGGGCUUUCUCUUAAAGUUCCUGCGGACCAAGGGCCUGAUGAAUGACCGGGAGCUGCAGACGUUCAACCAGUCAUUGCAGGAGCUGCUGGCAGAACAUUACAGACAUCAUUGGUUUCCAGAAAAGCCUACCAAAGGUUCUGCCUAUCGGUGUAUUAGGAUUAACCACAAAAUGGAUCCCUUGGUUGGGCAAGCCGCUGACCGUAUUGGCUUAAGCGGCCAAGAAAUGUUCAAACUUCUGCCAAGCGAACUCACCUUGUGGAUUGAUCCCUAUGAAGUGUCUUAUCGCAUUGGGGAGGAUGGCUCUAUAUGUGUGCUGUAUGAGUCUGUACCAUUAAGUGUCUGUAACCAAAAUAGCAGCACUCUUGUUGAGAGCAGAAUCAGCUGCAAAGAUGAACUACUCAUCGGUCGAACAAGCCCCUCCAAAAACUACAACAUGAUGACUGUAUCUGGCUAAGAUAUGGUCAAUGGCUGGAUCAUCUUGUAACAGAUGGAAUAAUAUUGUCUUUAAUUUGGGAGGGCUCCUAUGGGGAAGGAUUGUGAGGUUUAAAAUGUCACAGCAGUGAAGAUGGGGCACAAAAUAGAAGUAGACCUUACUGAAGUGAAAGUGCCAUGGUUUGGACAGUACCUUUUUAGUAAUUUAAUAGCCUGUAACUAAAGGGCAAUAAUAGAUUUUAGGGACUGAAUUAGUCUCUGUGUAUUUCUCACUAGUCCUUUGGUCAGUGGUUAACUUGUAUUAGGGCAGGCAUGUCCAAACUGCGGGCCUCCAUCUGUUGUGAAACUACAUAUCCCAGCAUGCCCUGACACAGUUUUGCUGUCAGAGAAUGCUGAAUCUGUCAGGGCAUGCUGGGAUGUGUAGUUUUUCAACAGCUGGAGGGCCACAGUUUGGACAUGCCUGUAUUAGGGUGAAUGUGCAUACUUCAUGUUUAUCUUCCCCCAGCAUUUGGCUGUCUUCAUCAGUUAGCACCUAUAUUGUCAGUGUGUGCUGACAGUGUGUUUACUAUAGAGCUCAAUGACCCCUAUGAUUAGAUCAGGUCAAGCUAUGUUCCCUUUGCAGCAAGCCAAACCUGACAGAACUGGAUGACACACCUGUUCUAAGACCUUGUACUCACUGGUGUUAAUUUCACACAUUUUCAUCACUAAUAGUAUACAGUAAACUGCUGUCAACACAACCAAUUAUUGUGUAAUAGCACCAUACCCAAUGUACAGUAGGUCUCUCUAGUAUGCAGUUUGCGUUGCUUUUCCAGCAACAGCAUAUUCCUCGAUUCUUGUGUUCAACAUUAGGACAGCCACUGCCCUUAUUAUUAGUAAGAUAUGCAAGUCAUGUGUUUCUCAUUUUUACUAGUGUUAAAUUGAUACCAGUGCGUACUUGGCCUUCAUCUGUGAACCCAAAGCUCUUGUGUUUGUAGGACUAUUUUCCUCUCUGCAGUACCGCAGAGUACAACUUGCACUAAUGUUUUCAUUGUUACUAUUUCUGGCAGCUCAGUAGCAGGGUGAGGAGUUUGGAAUAUGACACUUACUGGAAUUGUAUAUGGCAGACAUAACUUGCACUGAAAAUAGAUAUAGUUGUAUAUAGUAUCUGGAGAAUAUUCCAAGUCUGCCAAAAUAUACUUGAGAAUCCUUCAUAUUGUGACAUAAACUUGAAAGUAAAUACAUUCUUCUGCUUUGGCAGCAGGCUUUGAAAAUACACAAUAAAGACACUGUCUGAACUAUGGCGUUCUCACCAGCCAGCUUAUCUGUACAUUUCCUAGCUUGUAGUUUUCUAAUACGGAGUAAACUUCUUAUUUUUAGAAAGUGGAGUUCUGCUUUGUAAUUUCUUGUACUUAAUUGGGUAAAAGUCUUUUCCACAAACCACCAUCUAUUUUGUGAACUUUGUUAGUCUUUUAUUUGAUAAAUUAUGAACUGCUGUAAAUGUGUACAGUUCAUGUAUAUUGAUUGUGACAAAGAUGUACAGAUUUCUAUUUUAAAUGAGAGAUUUUUCUUCUCUAUAAUAAAUUGUUUCUUAUCUUGGCAUUUUAAA